AAAAUAGUCAGUGAAAAUGGCGUUGUUACUUAAGAAAGCUUACGAGCUUUAUUUUCAUAUAUUUGAAGAACUUGCAGAUCCAAGAACUGAGCAUUUGCCUUUGAUGUCAUCACCAUUUCCUACCAUAAUACUUUUGGUACUUUAUUAUAAGUUCAUAUAUGAUUGGGGUCCAAAAUUUAUGGAAAAGCGUGAACCUUACGACCUGAAAAAUAUACUGAUAGUGUUUAAUUUGUCUCAAGUUAUUGCAAAUGGAUACUUAGUUUUAGUUGUAGGUAUACCUUUAUAUUUAAAAAUGAAUUGGGUUUGCCAGCCAAUUGAUUGGUCCAGAUCACCACAAGGAUAUUAUGAAUUACAUUUGACAUAUGUAUACUACCUAUUAAAAGUUUUGGAUCUAUUGGAUACCGUUUUCUUCGUUCUAAAGAAAAACUACAGGCAAGUUUCGUUCUUACAUGUAUAUCAUCACAUCGGAAUGACCAGUAUGGUUUGGGUGGCAGUUAAAUUUAUACCAGGUGGUCAGGGAGCAGUUAUUGGUUUGAUAAAUUGUUUUGUUCACACUGUUAUGUAUGGCUAUUACUUGCUGACAGCCUAUGACCCCGUUUACAAAAAGAGCGUUUUACUGAAAAAAAAUAUAACACAACUACAGCUGAUCCAAUUCUGCAUUUUCAUCUUUAUAUUUGGAAGAUUAAUGUUCAUAGACUGUUCCUACCCAAAAAUAGUUUCAUACUUUUUUGUGCCACAGAAUUUCUUCAUGCUAGUUCUUUUUGGAGAUUUUUACUAUAAAUGUUACAUAAAACAAAAACCUGUAAAUGUUAAAUAAGUAAAUCACAAUGAGGGUUUGUAUAUUUACUAUAUAUUGUAUUUUAACUUUUAACUUUUCAUUGUUUUAGAUGCUUAGAUUUAACAACGCUUUCUAUUCAUAAAUCCUGGAUGUUUUUUAUCUAGGAUGACUUGACCCACCCAUAUGCACAGUAUUUAUUAUUAUUCAUAUUGUAGAAUAGAAUUUGAUUACAACAAUACGAGACAAAUAAAUACUUGUUUGUUUAUCUGAAGUGUGCAGAAUGUAUUUAAUGAGAUUUUAUGAAAGUUCUUGUUUUUACUGAUGAUACAAAGUAUUAAGUACCUUAAUUACGUGAAAGUAAAAAAUUUAAUCAGAAUACCCAGGACAUCAGAUAAUUGUAAAUAUUUUUUUUUUAAGUUAAAAUAUGUCUGCACUCUUUAAAUUAACGUAAUGUGUUCUCAUUUUUCCUCAACUGCCCUUAAUUGUUAUGCAAAUUAGUUAAUGGAGGUGUUUAUAUUGUAAAUAAAAAUAUAAAUUUUAUAUAAAUACUUUAUCUCCGCGGGGAUCACUGGUAAUAUAGCUAUGGUUUCUAAUUAAACUAAAACAAAUUAUAAUCAUCCAUAAAGUUUUUUCUUUUAAAAAUUAUGUUUUAAACAAAAUUAGAUUAUUUUUUAGCCAAAAUUGGACAAUUUUUAAAAUGAAAGUGCUGUAAGUUACAGCCUGUAAUCAGAACAUUUUGCAGGAAAUCAGGAAACAUGGUUAAUGAUCUAACAUUUCUUCAA
Molecule: messenger RNA, 1560 nt
Organism: Brassicogethes aeneus
Lineage: Eukaryota; Metazoa; Arthropoda; Insecta; Coleoptera; Nitidulidae
Source: the annotation of a GenBank genome assembly